This is a messenger RNA of Selaginella moellendorffii, 2220 nucleotides long. Its product is annotated as sodium/calcium exchanger NCL2. The transcript is spliced from 12 exons. Bases 26 to 1981 code for a protein of 651 amino acids. Gene Ontology annotation, molecular function: calcium:proton antiporter activity; calcium ion binding. Lineage: Eukaryota; Viridiplantae; Streptophyta; Lycopodiopsida; Selaginellales; Selaginellaceae. Gene Ontology annotation, biological process: intracellular calcium ion homeostasis; calcium ion transmembrane transport. The record is from RefSeq and is a predicted model, not a curated record. Gene Ontology annotation, cellular component: membrane.
AUUUUGUUAAAUUCUCGGAUAGGCUAUGGCGCUCUUCGUUCCCACGGAGUUCCAAGCGCGCCAUACGCGUCUAUACAGUGCGCGCGCUAGGAAAGAUUUCCCUGGAAAAUGCGUCCGAUCGAGGCAAGGCAAUCGUUUUGGUGUUUUCUUUUCACUCCAUUCCAGAGCAGAGGGUUUCAAGGCUGCACGGCGAGAAUGGAGCUCUCUCGCGAUCAAGAGAAGCUAUCAAAGUGUGAUGAACUUAACACUGCCUCUACUGCUGCUUUCAUCCUCUCCCGGCGCGCUGGCGGCACCAAAUCCAACUCAAUCCUCUCAAUCGGCGCAGGAAGUGAUUGCUAGCACAAUGGCCGCUGCCACUGUUCCGGAGCAAAGCAGCCAAGCUUCUCCUCAAUGUGAGAACCUUUGUGAGGAGAGCUAUGGCUUCCUUCCUUGCUCGUCUAACAUCGGCGGGAACCUCUUCCUGAUGGCCACUUUUGGUUGCUUACUUCUCGUAGCUGCGAGAUUUAUCUCCAAAGGCAGUGAAGUCCUUCUCGAGGUGAUGAAUCCAGGUCUGAUUGGUGGUCUUCUUCUACCGAUUCUGGGAGCUCUUCCGGAUACAUUGUUGAUUCUAGCAUCUGGUACAGGGGGAAGCAUUCAAGAGGCGCAGGAGGAGGUGAUGGUUGGAGUAGGCGUCCUAGCAGGCUCCACGACGCUUCUCCUCACGCUUGCAUGGGCUGGAUCGCUUCUGGCUGGGCGCUGUGAUUUGAGUUCUUCCGAUGGAACAGCGAAAGAUGAAGUGCUAACGAAAAAGUACGAUCUUUUCCAUACUGGUGUUACGGUUGAUACGCAAACAAGAUGGGGUGCCUGGAUUAUGAUCGCGUCUGCGCUUCCUCUCAUUUGUGCUCAAGUUCCUCUACUGGAUGGUCAUCCCUCUGAAGGCCCAGAAGCUGCCUUCAUUGGUUCUGCAAUCUCAUGCGUUGGACUUUUUGUUUAUUGCGCAUACCAGGUGGCGUUUCCGUGGUUGCAACAAAAAAGGAUUGAUGAGGCACGCCUUAGAUUCCUCAAAACUCGCGUUUUACAAAAAGUAUCCUCGUACUCGUCCAGAGAGAGCAAGGAAAAGAAGCUUGCGCCAUUCGGGAGAGAAAAGCUGGAAAACAUUUUCAUUUGCUUCGACAAGAAUGCCGACGGGAAAAUCGAAAAAGAUGAACUGGAGGCGUUCAUGGUCGGCCUUGGGAUCGAAACAAACGGGGACACCAUGUCUCGCGAUUUGAUCGACAACUGGCUGAAGGAGUUCGAUGUUGACGCAAACAAAUCCAUUGCUCAACAUGAGUUCGUCGAGGGACUGAACAAGUGGGCUGUGCAAGUCGCAAAAGUGAAGCAUUUACGAGCGUUACACCAACUGGAAACCUCGGACGAGCCGAACUUUUGGGCAGCCAAGUCUGAAGAAGCAGAAAAGGUCUUGCGGCUCCUCGAGCAGGAUAUUGACGAGGUGGAGGAUGAUAAAAGCCAACCUGGAUCCUCGAAGCUGUACGUUGAAGCCAUCCUCUAUCUCCUCUCGGGGAGCUUGCUUGCGGCUGCUUUCGCAGAUCCUCUUGUCAACAGCAUCAAUGGAUUUGCACAGGCAUCACAGAUACCUCCUUUCUUUAUCGCCUUUGUGUUCACUCCACUUGCGUCUAACGCGAGCGAGCUCGUCUCCAGCAUCAGCUUUGCACAAAAGAAGCGGAAGAGAAACAUCUCGCUCACAUUUUCUCAGAUUUAUGGUGCGGUGACAAUGAACAAUACACUCUGCCUUGGAAUUUUCCUUGGCUUGGUGUAUACGAGAGGGUUGACGUGGGAUUUCUCUAGCGAGGUGACGGCUAUACUGAUCACCACAUUCUUUGUUGGUGCGCUCGGGGGAUCAAGAAUGACUUUUCCUUCUUGGCUCUCUCUCCCAGUACUCGCGUUAUAUCCUUUGUCCAUAGCUAGUAUUGCUUUCCUUGAUAAUGUGCUAGGCUGGCAUUAGCCAAGCCAUAUCACUGCGACUAGUUCCUGGGACGAGAGUUUACAAAAAAAAAAAAAAACAGAGAGAGAGAGAUUUCAAAAAGCCCGUUUUUUUAGGGUGUAAAAAUAGUGCAACAAUCUUGUUAAAGGUAAGCAAGGAGGGAGGCAUAUUGGGCAACAAUCUUGCUAAAGGUAAGCAAGGGUUCAUGGAGCUAGAGCAAAAGGAAUUCUCAUGAUCAAGUUUUAAUAAGUUGAAAAGGA